Naumovozyma dairenensis CBS 421 is the source of this 1038-nucleotide messenger RNA. It is a transcript of the gene PEF1, whose product is annotated as Pef1p. Gene Ontology annotation, molecular function: calcium ion binding. The record is from RefSeq and is a predicted model, not a curated record. Lineage: Eukaryota; Fungi; Ascomycota; Saccharomycetes; Saccharomycetales; Saccharomycetaceae. The coding region runs from base 1 to 1038 and encodes 345 amino acids. The transcript has a single exon.
AUGGGUAAGAAGAAGUUGAAUUAUGCUGCUGGAGAUGACUUGCUUCUAUUUGCUACUCCAAAGGAAGCAAUGGAAGAAAGCAGACGCCGAAUAUUAGAGGAUAAAAUAAGGAGACGACAAAGAGAUGAAAGGAUUACUUCUGCUCCUGUUGUUAAUUCACCACAUGAACAGACGCAACAACUACAACAAACCAACAGUCCACAGUUAAUACAGCGGCAACCUUUGCAGUAUAGGAAUACUCAACCACUACCGGUGCAUCAACAUCACCCGCCCUUACCAAACCAUCUACCACUUGGACAGCCGAAUGUGCGGUCUAACAGACCAAUACCACCACCAUCCAAUAUGUCACAAGUCCCAAUUCUCGCACCUACAACUAAUGAGUAUGGUGGCCGCCCUAUACACCACGCUUUACCCUAUGUGAGACAUUCUUCAUCUUCCCCAACAAGUAGAAAAUCUCCAACUCCAGAUGCUCCACAUAGGGUGGCAAAUGACCCCAACAAAGAUGUUCAAAUUGCUGUUCAAUUGUUCAAUAAUCAUGAUAUUAGGAAAAGAGGGCGUUUAACUGCAGAAGAGCUACAGAAUUUAUUACAGAAUGAUGAUAAUUCUAGAUUUUGUAUAUCUUCCAUUGAUUCAUUAAUUAAUUUAUUUGGAGCAACAAGAUUCGGGACAGUUAAUCAACAAGAAUUUGUCUCGCUAUAUAAAAGAGUAAAAAUAUGGAGAAAAGUAUAUGUAGAUAAUGAUAUCAAUGGGAGUUGUACGAUAUCUUCAGCGGAAUUCUAUAAUUCUCUACAACAAUUAGAGUACUUGAUACCCUUUGAGGUUUGUGAGAAGUUUUUCGAUCAAUUUGCCGAGUUUAUUAAUGAAAACAAUUUUUCAAAAGAGUUGAAAUUUGAUAAAUUUGUGGAAGCAUUGGUUUGGUUAUUAAGACUAACUAAGGUUUUCCGGAAUUUUGAUUCUGAUCAAAAUGGUAUUGCCCAAGUUCAUUAUAAAGAUUUUAUUGAAAUGACUCUUUAUCUUGGUCGUUUUUUACCUCAUUGA